CUCUCCACAAUUAGCUGCUUUAACCUCUCCAUGUGGGAUGUGGCUAUAGUCUUCACUGCAUCUUCCUCGCCAUUUUCUCUUUCUUCCUGUACUUUCCCCCUCCCUUAAUUUCUUUCUCUCUUCUUUUUUUUUUUAUUCUCCAGAUUUUUCUCUGAUACACAUCUUUUCCUCGAAUGAUCGCAGGUUGAGAGAGAGGAUGGUUUCAGAGACUUGGUUUCGUAAUCUGUGGAGAUUUCCAAAGAAACAUGAAGGUCAUAAAGAGAAGGUGGUGCUCGGUGUAUUAGCUUUCGAGGUUGCAAGUUUACUGUCGAAACUUGUUCAUCUGUGGCAAUCUCUUAGUGAUAAAAAUGUUGCAAGGCUUAGGGGGGAGAUAACACAUUCCACGGGUAUAAAGAAGCUAGUUUCGGAAGACGAUGAUUUCAUUGUAAGACUAAUACGCGAUGAAAUGAUGGAGAACGUCGAGAAUGUAGCCAAAGCUGUGGCUAGGCUCGCUAGAAAAUGCAACGAUCCCAAGCUGAAGAGCUUUGAGAAUUGUUUCAGUGAGAUGAUGAAGACUGGGGCUGACCCAUAUGGGUGGCAGUUUGGGUGGAAGAAAAUGGAUAGAAAAGCGAAGAAAAUGGAACGUUUCAUCUCAUCAAAUGCAAGUCUCUACCAGGAGACUGAGAUUCUGGCGGAUCUUGAACAGACUUUCAAGAGAAUGAUGAGCAAUGAAUCUGCAACCGACAAUCUAUUGGAGUAUCAGAAAAAAGUUACAUGGAAAAGACACGAAGUGAAGAAUCUUCGGGAUGUCUCUCUUUGGAACCGUACUUAUGACUAUACCGUGAUUCUCUUGGUUAGAUCAAUUUUCACAAUCCUAAGUAGGACUAAACAUGUUUUUGGCAUUAGUUACAGAGCAGAGGCAAGUGAUAUUAGCUCUGCAGAUUCUGAUUUCAUUGGUCGCAGCCAGUCGGUUUCUACAAUUUUGACACCUGUGUCUCAUCAAUCUGAGACUACCGGUCCUCCUAGAUUUGCUUCUGGUCCCCUUGGAAGAUAUACCAGUCCAGCAUCAGGUUCAGUUGCUACAAGGACGAAGAUGAGUGAUUUCCUUUCGGGUUCUCUCAGCGCCCAAUCCCCUAAGUCAGGUCCUCUUGUUGCAGAAAAGAACAAACGUUUCAAGUUUUACUCAGGUCCGCUUGGAAAGUUCACCUCCAAAUCAGGACCACUUAUCGGUAUGAGCAAGCACAACAAAAAGAUGGGGCAGACCCCGGAAAGGCCUUCAGUUUCCUCAGCGAAAAAGCAAUCGAAAGCCAACCGCUUAACACAGGUUGGCCCGUUUAAAGGUUGCAUGGUGUCUCACGACGGGAUUACUCCUCUCAGCACUAGGACCCGGAAUGGAGCUAGGAAUAGUAGUGCUGAGCAUCAUAAUCUUGAAGGAAAUUCUAACUCUGUCCACGUUGAAAACUUGGUACUUCCUUCCCGACCCAAGCUGGCAGAUGCUGCUCCUAAUACCCUUGGUUCCGCUUGCUUAGCAUUACACUAUGCUAAUGUCAUCAUCGUGAUAGAGAGAUUUGUUGCAUCUCCUCACUUGAUAGGUGAUGAUGCGAGAGAUGACCUUUACAACAUGUUACCUGCGAGCGUGAGAACAUCGCUGAGAGAAAGGCUAAAGCCCUACUCGAAAAACUUGAGUUCUUCGACAGUUUAUGAUCCAGGACUAGCAAAAGAGUGGACAGACGCAAUGGCGGGUAUCUUGGAAUGGUUGGGCCCAUUAGCUCACAACAUGAUAAAAUGGCAAUCCGAGAGGAGUUAUGAGCACCAAAGCUUGGUUUCAAGGACGCAUAUAGUUCUUGCACAAACCCUUUUCUUUGCAAACCAGCAAAAGACAGAAGCCAUCAUUACGGAGCUUCUUGUUGGGCUCAACUAUGUUUGGAGAUUUGGCAGAGAACUUAACGCCAAGGCUCUUCAAGAGUGUACCAGCAGUAAAACCCUUGAGAAAUGCUUGGACACAGAUAACUAGGGAAGCUCUCCAAGACUACAAUACAAGUCUGCAUUUUUACUACCUCUUUGAUCUAAACCGGCACGCACUGCCCGGGAAACCAAACCGUGCCCACGCCCAGUUAUCAUAUCAUAUACCGCUUGGACCAAACCUGAGGACAAAAGCUGUUACAUUGCUCGGUUACCACGAGAGGUAUUGUGAUCUGAGCUCAUCUUUAUCUUAUCUUCUUUACUAUUCUGCUUCGUGGAUUGCAAAUUCUGACUUGUAGUAAGAUAAUGAUGAUGAUGCGUUGUAUAUUGUUCUACGAUUUUACUGUGGUUGAGAUACAUACUGCAUAUACGUAUGUGCCAAGUUUGUUUUUGAUUAUGUAAAAUCUAGUGGUGAUACAGAAGAAUCCUUGAUUUCGGAUUUUAUGUUCCAUGUUGUCCAAGUUUUGUCUGUAUUUA
Messenger RNA from Eutrema salsugineum, 2418 nucleotides. RefSeq lists its product as uncharacterized. Bases 197 to 1993 code for a protein of 598 amino acids. The record is from RefSeq and is a predicted model, not a curated record. The transcript is spliced from 2 exons. Gene Ontology annotation, biological process: positive regulation of growth. Lineage: Eukaryota; Viridiplantae; Streptophyta; Magnoliopsida; Brassicales; Brassicaceae.